GUCUGUCAAGCAUCAAAUCAAUUUGGCGAACAGCGGAUUGAAAUUCGUUUAUUUGUGAAUUCAUAUGUUUCCGUUCACAUCUUGCCACAAGUUCAAAUUGUCAAUUCGGGUGGAACGGCAAUUUUCAAUUGUUCGACAACGGGUUCGGCGAUCGAUAACAUCGAAUGGCUGCACAAUGGCAAACCAUUGCAGGAGGAUAAUAUUCUAACCACUGGACGUGAUAACUUACGUUUUUUGGCGAAAAAUUCUUUAAUGAUAACGAAUGUAGGUCGCCGAGAUCGUGGCGUCUAUCAGUGUCUGGUUGAAAAUCAAAAGUCGAGUGCCCAAGCCAUGGCUGAAUUAAAAUUGGGUGAUACUGUGCCAGAAUUGAUUUAUACGUUCAUUGAACAGAACGUACGACCCGGGCCAUUAAUAUCGCUUAAGUGUUCAGCCAGCGGUUCACCGCCACCACAGUUCUCCUGGCUAUUGGACUCCCAGCCCAUUAUGGAUGUUUCUCUGCAUCAUCGCUUUGCAAUUGGCCAAUUUGUCGAUAUGUCUGGCGAUGUGAUAAGUCAUUUGAAUAUUUCACAUGUACGACCCGAUGAUGGUGGACUUUAUAAAUGCAUAGCAACGAAUACGAUGGGCAGUGUGGAACACUCGGCACGUCUUAAUGUUUAUGGACCACCAUAUGUGCGAGCCAUUGGACCCAUCAAAGCUGUCGCCGGCGAAGAUGUAACAGUACAUUGUCCGUUUUCCGGCUAUCCAAUAGAACAAAUUAGAUGGGAGCAAGGACAUCAUGAACUGACAACAAAUUCCCAUUACUCUUUAGCACCCGUCCAACAGGGAGGAUAUCUUGUCAUCAAGAAUGUUGAACCGACUCGUGACCAGGGCAUCUACACCUGUAUUGUUAAAGUUCGCACGGGAGAGGAAGCACGACGUGAUAUUCAAUUGAAUGUCAAUAGCCCUCCAGUUAUCGAACCAUUUAAGUUUCCCAAAAACCUGCAAGAAGGUGGAAGGGCACAAAUCACAUGUGCCGUAUCCUCGGGUGAUAUGCCCAUAUUUUUCAGUUGGAAAAAGGAUGACAUGUCUAUACCAUCAAGUCUACAGAUUUCCGAGAAAAAAGAGGAGUUUUAUUCGCUGCUUGUUUUUAAGGACAUCAGUGCUAAGCACAGUGGCAAAUACACCUGUUAUGCCAGCAAUGCUGCUGCCAAGGUUAACUACACAGCUGAAUUACAAGUUAGAGUUGCACCACGCUGGUCUUUCGAACCAAUGGAUACGGCCAUAAUGCUUGGCAAUACAAUAUCAAUAAACUGCGAAGCAGAAGGAUAUCCGAUACCGACGAUUACCUGGUUCAAAGGACAAGGUAAAUUGAAUACAGAUUUCAAACCUUUAAAUAUGCGCAACCAUUCGCUGGUACUCAACUUGGCGACCGACAUUGACGAGGGUUACUAUAUGUGUCAGGCUACGAAUGAUAUUGGAGCUGGUCUUAAGAAAAUUAUACGCAUCAAUGUCAACGAACCUGCACGUUUCGAACAAACAUCACGCAACGUCUCGUCGCGACGUAAUGAUGCUGUCACACUCGACUGUCAUGCCAAAGGUGAUGAACCCAUUAGUGUCGCCUGGACUCACAACAAUGCACGCAUUGAUUUGAAUAAUUUCCGCUUUAGCAUAGCGGAAAUGAAAACCGAAAAGGGUGUUGACUCGCAACUGACCAUCUCACGUUCGGAUCGUCACGAUUCGGGCAUUUAUAAAUGUGUCGCUGAGAAUCCAUAUGGUCGGGCGGAGCAAAUUAUCUAUUUGGCGGUGCAAGAGCGUCCGGAUACACCCUCAAAUCUAGAGGUAUUUGAAGUUGGUUCGAGAACAGUUAAAUUAUCAUGGCGUCGUCCGUUCGAUGGCAAUUCACCCGUACUCUCCUAUUUGGUGCAAUAUCAACCAUUGAAAUAUCUACAAUCUCAUACGGCACUGGGUUUGGCCGGCAGUGAUUGGAAUGGUCCGAAUAUAAUAAAUGUAACAUUGCCAUCGACCAGUAUAAGUAAAAGGUGA
Messenger RNA from Musca vetustissima, 2022 nucleotides. RefSeq names its product cell adhesion molecule Dscam2-like. The transcript is spliced from 11 exons. Lineage: Eukaryota; Metazoa; Arthropoda; Insecta; Diptera; Muscidae. Gene Ontology annotation, cellular component: axon; plasma membrane. Gene Ontology annotation, molecular function: cell-cell adhesion mediator activity. The record is from RefSeq and is a predicted model, not a curated record. Gene Ontology annotation, biological process: dendrite self-avoidance; axon guidance; homophilic cell-cell adhesion. The annotation marks the transcript as partial.